Messenger RNA from Scylla paramamosain (green mud crab), 2597 nucleotides. Its product is annotated as extracellular tyrosine-protein kinase PKDCC-like. Lineage: Eukaryota; Metazoa; Arthropoda; Malacostraca; Decapoda; Portunidae. The transcript has 10 exons. Gene Ontology annotation, molecular function: non-membrane spanning protein tyrosine kinase activity. Gene Ontology annotation, cellular component: extracellular region. The record is from RefSeq and is a predicted model, not a curated record. Gene Ontology annotation, biological process: skeletal system development; peptidyl-tyrosine phosphorylation. Bases 1 to 1272 code for a protein of 423 amino acids.
AUGGCGAGGGCGUCGCGGCUUAGCCUGUACGUGACGAUCUAUCUGUUCCUUUGCCUGUUGGCAAACCUGACGCUGGUGGUGAUGUUUCUCGGGGGUCAGCAGCACCGCCAGCACCCCCAGGCACGCCCUCCACCGACGCCAACGUGGACACCUUCAAGUGGACAGACCCUGGGCUGUGGUGAGCUGCCAGUCAUCUCCAACCUCACCCUCAUUGGCUCAGGCUGGACCAAGGCUGUGUACAAGGGCUGGUAUGGGAGCAGCUGGGUAGCUGUGAAGACAGUUCAUACUUCUGGCCAUGACAUGACUGAGUGCAAUGCUGAGGUGAAUGUGUGCUACCGCCGGUGUGCAGAGAAGCUGAUGCAGGAGGCACAGAUGUUGCACAAAUUGUCCCACAACAAUGUUAUAAAGGUGUUUGGGAAGUGCAUGCCGAAGGUGGAAUACUCCCCAGGACCUCCCAAGAGUGGGGUGGUGGCAGUGGUGGUGGAGCUUGGUCGACCUGUGCGGGUGGUGGAGGUUCUUCAGAUGGAUUACGAGGCAAGGCUACAGCUGGCCAUGGAUGUAGGAAAGAUACUGAAGCUUCUUGCACACUCCCCUCUCGGCCCUGUGUUGAUGAAGGACUUCCGGCGGGAACAAUUUGUCAUUGUGGAUGGAUCAUUGAAACUGUCUGAUGUUGAUGAUGUGGUGGUGGGGGAUCCCUACUGCACCUCAGCCAAGGACUGUGUCAUCCAAGACACCACCAAGGAUGCCAUCCUGACCAGUGUGCCCUGUGACCGUGGUCUGUGUCGAGGUUACAAUAGCCUUCUCAACUCCAUCUAUGCCAGCCAGCACUUCAUGCGCCUCCUGAUCCCAUAUGGGGGUCCAGCUGCCCUGGAGAAGGCAAGCCUGCAUCUGGUGGAUCAACAAGUUCAGGGAAAGCUGGACUCUGAGCACCUCCACUAUGCCAUUGAAGCUCUGGUUCAUAACUACUCUGUGGGAGGUUAUCUAACCAACAAUGAGAAGCAAGAAAUUCAAAAUUUUGUUGUGUUCCAUGGUUCCACAGUGGAAGGAGAGGACUUUCCAUGCUUGAGAACUGAUGGUAGUAAUUGUAUCCAGUCUGUCUCCUCUCCAGCUGAAGGUGCCUCGCUCUGCUCUCAGCUUCCUACAUGUUCUGCUUUUGUUUUGAUGGAUCAAUGGGUGUGGACAGGCCGUCAGAUAGCUGUAUUCAAGAUGGGAGCAACAAAAGUAAUGGAAAACAAGCGCCAUACACUUUACGUUAGACGAGGACAAGGCUAGGAAGUGACAGCUUAUCUGGCAAGGAAUAAGGACAGUUGUACAUUACUUGAAAGCACAAGUGAGAGAACCUCACAAGGUACACCAAUUACUCUCAAUCUGUGCCUGUUGGGGACUGGAACUGGUGGACUUCAAUUCCAAUUUUGAACAACUUUCCUGAACUUCAUUUGUCCACUGAUCAUUAAUCAUCCCAUGCUCUCAUUGACUGCCUCAGCUUUGCCCAACUGUGAUUGGAAGUCUCACAGCCACAAUGUGUGGUGGCUGACUCGUACUCCUCAGAAAUGCGCUAGCAGUACAUGGGUGCACAGAGGAAUAGUGAGAGGGAAUACCAUCCACUGGUUUGAUGGUGUGCAACAAAUGACCAUCAGUGAGAGUGAGUACCAUGCAUUGCUAAUACAAAGAGAGAGCAGGGGGGAGGGUAGGAGCAAAAUAAUUAAGUUCUUUGUCUUUUGUCUUCAUGUCCUAUAUCAUAUGGACAACAGGGUAGAAGAUCACACUAAUCCAAAAUUAAGAUUUUUUUCCCCCAUUGAUGUGUGAUGAAAAGUUUGCUCACCUCUUAGUAACAGAAGUGAAGUUCAAAUCCCCAGCAUGGGAAGAUAAUUGGACCUAUCUUUAUGAGGAGUGAGAGGGAACACAAGCAUCACAAAUGAUAACAAAUUUUGAAUAAUUUUGCCAAAGAGGCAGAAGGAAAUGUCCAGUGCUAUAUAUACCCAGUUUCCUAACAGUUUACCCAUUUGUGUGCAUUUACUGUACUGUGCUAAUCAUCACACAAAAGGGGGGUAUUACAUCACCAGUGUGUUACCAUUAGUGUUACCUGCAGAUUUUAUCUGUGAAAUUCAAUCUCAGGCAAUGCAUGGAGGGAGGUAAGGUCAAUUAGAGAUUCCUUGACCCUUGGGAGAAAAAAAAAAAAAAAAAAAAAAAAAAAAAAAAAGGGUACAAGAAAUAGGUGCCAUCAAGCUACUACUUAGAGUAGUGGAUCAUAAUCUACUCAGCAGGUGAGAGAAGACUACUAUCAUUUACUCUCACUACCAGAGGUGCUUGGUGUCAGUCACAGGCUCAAGAGUAGAGUUUAUCCUAUUUAACUGUUGCUGGCAGCUUUUUGAAAAGAUCUCAUUCCCAAAGCACAAUAUUUUAACUGAAGGCUGAGAGGAAAAGCAAGAGUCCAGCCACCACUUGGGACCUACAAGACUAUAAAAAAAAAAAAAUAAUAAUAAUAAAAAAUAAAUAAAUAAUAAUAAUAAUAAUAAUAGUAAUAAUAAUAAUAAUAAUAACAAUAAUAAUAAUAAUAAUAAUAAUAAUAAUAAUAAUAAUAAUAAUAAUAAUAAUAA